Molecule: messenger RNA, 526 nt
Organism: Python bivittatus (Burmese python)
Lineage: Eukaryota; Metazoa; Chordata; Lepidosauria; Squamata; Pythonidae
Source: RefSeq, a predicted model, not a curated record
GUCUUCGCUUACAUCCUCCGGCGGGAGAUGAAGGAACCGGAAUGUCGUCACCUGUCCCGCAAGUUCACCGAGUGGGCCUACGGACCCGUCCACUCGUCGCUCUAUGACCUCUCCAGCAUCGACACCUGCGAGAAGAACUCCGUCUUGGAGAUCAUCGCUUACAGCAGUGAGACACCGAACCGCCACGAAAUGCUGCUGGUGGAGCCGCUCAACCAGCUCCUCCAGGACAAGUGGGACCGGUUCGUCAAGCACCUCUUCUACUUCAACUUCUUCAUCUACACGGUGCACAUUCUCAUCCUCACCGUAGCUGCCUACUACAGGCCCACCAAGAAACAAGGAAAGCCCCCGUUUACCUUUCAUUACACGAGCAGUGAGUAUUUGCGAGUCACCGGGGAAAUCCUGAGCGUGAUGGGAGGUGCCUAUUUCUUCUUCAGAGGGAUCAAGUAUUUCCAGCAGCGGCGUCCGUCUUUGAAAGCCAUCUUUACCAACAGCUACAGCGAGCUGCUUUUGUACGCAAGUCGGAGAU